This is a messenger RNA of Fraxinus pennsylvanica, 345 nucleotides long. NCBI's taxonomy places the organism in Eukaryota, Viridiplantae, Streptophyta, Magnoliopsida, Lamiales, Oleaceae. The record is from the annotation of a GenBank genome assembly.
AUGUGGAAAGUAUGUUGGAGCAAAGGAGAGGAGCAAGAGAAGCUCAAGGAAGAAUGUACUCAAAUCCCGAAAAUUCUUGAGAGUACACUUUCGGGCAAGAAGUUCUCUGGGCCGGGUGAGACUAUUGGAAUGGUUGAUGUCACUCGCAAUUUCGUGGCAUAUUGGUUUGGAAUUCUCCAAGAAUUGGCAGGACUGCAAGUAUUCACAAAAGAGAAAUUUCCCAAUGUAGGUGAAUGGAUUGAUGAAUUCCAUAAUUGCAGUAUUACAAAGGAAAAUCGACCUCCCAAAGAUAAGUUAGCUGCGCAUUUUCAAGCUCGUUUUCGAGCUGUUGCUGCUUCCAAAUGA